UUAUAUAAAAUUAUAUAAAAAGUAUCCGUUGAAAAGUAUCCGACACAUAUCCCAUACCAUUGUCCGAGUGACGGGUGUCCGACACGGGUAUUUGAUUUGUUUUGAAAAGUUUGUGUAACAUAGCUCUUCAUACCAAAUCAUGCCAUACCUUCAUGAAAUUUUUUUUAAAAAUAAAAUAAAAAUAAAAUAACUUGAAAUCAUUUUAACAUGUCGUUCUAAGGAGAAGUGAGAAAAUCCCUACCUCUUUGAAGCUUUAAACACUUAGAAAUGGAGGCAAGAAGUAGAAAAUGAAUGAUGCGCCAAACACUCAAGUUGUUCUUCCAAAUGAUCUUCAACUCCAAGCUUCAAGCGGUGUACUUGGAUACGCGAGUGUCUCUCCUCAGCUUCAGUCUUAGUUCUUGUAAACGGUUCUACCUCCUCCAAAUUUGUCAUGAUCAAAGGCCUCCGACAAGGGAACCCUCUCUCCCCCUUUCUCUUCUUGAUUGUGGCCGAAGGACUUAAUUGUCUUCUUGAUUUAGGGUGUUGCUGUUGGUACUAAUAGGUUGGUAAUCUCACCUCCAAUUUGCCAAUUACACAUUGCUGUUUGCAUCUGCUGAUUUGGAGGAGCUCAAUCAAGUCAAGAACAUCCUAAUCAGUUUUGAGCUAAUGUCUGGGUUAAAAGUAAACUUUAACAAUAGCCCCAUUUGUGGAAUUGGAGUUGAAAAUAGUUUCAUGCAUUAGGCCUCAGAGCUUCUUGGCUGUAAAAUUGCGAAUCUUCCACUAGCCUACAUAGGCCUUCCAAUUGGAGUCAAUCAAAGGUCAGUCUUGGUGUGGCAACCAAUUAGCAAUAGAUUCAAGUGUCUCGUUUAUCCUCUUGGAAGCAGAAGUAUCUAUCCUUGGAAGGACGAUUAACUAUGCUUAAUGCAUCUCUUGCCAACGUUCCAAUCUAUUUUAUGUCUCUUUAUAAGAUGCCAGUCAGCGUUUGUUCUGAACAUGAAAAAUUACAGAGAAAGUUCCUUUGGGGUGGGUGUGGCGAAAAAAGAGGAAUUCACCUUGCAAGUUGGAAAGCUAUAACUAUGGAGAAGGUUUGGCGGCUCGCUGUUCAAUCUCUAAAGUUAAAAAAUGAUGCCUUGCAUGCAAAAUGGUGGCGGCGUUAUGGUUCUGAAAAGCAUGCACUCUGAAGAAAAGUGAUAGUUAAUAAAUUUGAAGUCAAGAGCCAAUAGUUGGUUCCCCUAUGAUAUGCAAGCAUCUUCCUUCUCUAAGAUUUGGAAUGAAAUCUGUGAGGUUGGUUGGGGAGGUGACGGAUUUAGUGACUUCCUCUUGAAUAAUCUGGUUUUGAAGCUUGGUUCAGGAAUCGACAUAUUCUUUUGGUCUGAUGUAUGGAUCUUAACUAGACCUCUUUCUCAGGCUUUCCGCAGAUUGUUCUCCAUUUCCACCAAGAAAGAUAAUACGGUUGCUGAAAUCUUCUCACACUCUAGUGAGUGAGCAAUUUGGAAUCUACAAUUUAGACGUCAUCUUUGCCUUUGGGAAUAUGAUCUCUUGAGGGAUCUUCUUCACUUACUCUUAGGUGUCAUGCCACUCCAUCGUCAAAAUGACUCCCUCCAUUGUUUGGCUGACAAACAUGGUCUAUUUACUCUUAAACCUCUUAUCUCUCAUUGCCAUCUAGCUCUUGGCGAGGACAGCAACAACUGCAAACUUUUAUGGCGAAGUAUUGCCCCUCCCAAAGUAAAAUCCAUGGAAAGGAAGGGCAAAGGCCGUCAGAAGAUCGCGAUGACAAGAAUGUCAAAUGAAAGCAACCGAAUGGUUACCUUCUCAAAGCGUCGUUCUGGGCUAUUCAAGAAGGCAAGCGAACUCUGCACCCUAUGUGGUGCUGAAAUUGCUAUCAUCGUUUUCUCUCCUGGCAAAAAGGCCUUCUCUUUUGGCCACCCUUGUGUUGACACUGUUGUAGAUUGUUUUCUCUCUCGAAACUCUCUACCCAAUUCAAGCUCGCUCCAACUUGUCAAGGCUCGCUGCAAUGCAAAUGUUAGCAAGCUCAACUUGCAACUUACUGAAGCACUUGAUAUGUUGGAAGCAGAGAAGAAAAGAGGUGAAGAGCUUAACAAGAUGAGGAAAGCUAGCCGAGACAAGUGUUGGUGGGAAGCACCGGUUAGCGAGCUUGGACUUCAGCAACUCGAGCAAUUGAAGGUUGCAAUGGAGGAUCUAAAGAAGAAUGUUGCGAAGCAAAGCGAGAAGAUUCAGAUGGAGGAAUCGAACCCCUCGAGGUUUUUUGAAGCUGGGUCAAGUUCCAUGGGAGGGCGUGUUGGAGGUACUUCUGAUGGUGUUAAGGUUUCAGGGCUACGUCUGUCCAUGACUCCACAUGGAUAUACCCUCGACUACGGACAUGGAUUUUUUUGAUAUUUUGUCGUUUGUUGCUACGAAGAACUUGCAUGUUUGCUUAUGAUUUUGGGUUUAAUUUGUUGGAAUUUUAAUAAAAAUAAAAUUAAUUAUUGCUAUUUAAUUUG
This is a messenger RNA of Camellia sinensis, 2480 nucleotides long. Its product is annotated as agamous-like MADS-box protein AGL62. Gene Ontology annotation, biological process: positive regulation of transcription by RNA polymerase II. The record is from RefSeq and is a predicted model, not a curated record. Gene Ontology annotation, molecular function: DNA-binding transcription factor activity, RNA polymerase II-specific; RNA polymerase II cis-regulatory region sequence-specific DNA binding; protein dimerization activity. Lineage: Eukaryota; Viridiplantae; Streptophyta; Magnoliopsida; Ericales; Theaceae.